Dacryopinax primogenitus is the source of this 786-nucleotide messenger RNA. RefSeq lists its product as uncharacterized. The transcript is spliced from 2 exons. NCBI's taxonomy places the organism in Eukaryota, Fungi, Basidiomycota, Dacrymycetes, Dacrymycetales, Dacrymycetaceae. The coding region runs from base 175 to 663 and encodes 162 amino acids. The record is from RefSeq and is a predicted model, not a curated record.
ACGCCCUCCGCCUCGUAUAGGGGUGUUCCGCUCCAGCUGACAUAUCCGGUGUUGACUCCGCACCCUGGGCGUACGUACAUAUGCGCCCUCUCCGCCCCUCCUCGACGAGCUCAACAACGCACGACCACCACGACCACCACUGCGUAGACGUUAGAGGCAUGAGUUAGAAUCGAAAUGGACAACCGUAAUGGGACUGUAACGACCGGUACGGACCAGAAGAGGGACCAGACUGUCGCGAUCGUCAUCGUCUUGAUGGCUGGCCUAAGCCUUCUAGUUUCCAGUCUCCUAUUUGUUAGACGAUACCACUCUCGCCAACAAAUGCUCGCCAGCAGAUUCCCUAGCGCUCCGUUCGGCCCUCCAGUCAGACAACCCUCAUACUACACAAGCCAACUCGAAGCUGGCGGCGCACCUCCUCUUCUCCUCCCCGCACAACUCCAAUUACCUCGAGUCUCUCGCUGGCCCGAAGGUGCGAACCCCGAGACAGGAGAGCAGUUGCCAGAGUAUAAAGUCGCGGCGAAGUCCCCUGUUGUGUUGACGUAUCCCGAGAUGGUGUACACGGGGACUGGGAGAGCGGGGAUGGGGGAGCCACCGCCUUAUGAUGCUAGUUUGGGCGAGAGUGGGAGGGAGGAUGCUGGGGAGCCGAGUGCGAGAAGAGGGUCAUGACAUGAAGGGGUGCGUAGGGUGUACGAGAGGUAUGGGUUAGUGAAUGGGAGACGAGUGUAUGUGAUGAUCUUUGUUUUUGGGCUAUCGGCGUAUCCUAUACCUAUGUAUCAUGAACAACCACAC